AGUUCACAUGGGAUAGACUGAUAGAGCUUUUGGGUCGCUGACUAAAAGCUGAGGUAGAUGAAAAAAAAUUGACAGAAUGUGAAAGAGCUGCCUCUGUACUCGUGGGGGGAAGCUUGGGAUGAGUAUCAAGAAAGGUUCUGGAAAAAAGCCACAUUCUUACGGAAGUGCAUGAAGCGCUCGCCGUCAGCGAUGCCAGUCAGCGAUGCCAAGCUUGGGGGCGUCAUCAGCUUCAACUUGAACUGCUUUCACGGUCCGGCUGUGGCUGAGCUGUUGAGGGGAAUCAGGAGUCUGAUGGAGGCUCGCUGCACAGGGCCCCCCCAGUGGGAGGCAGCCGUCAUGUCAUUAGGCCUGACUCACAGCCCUGACAAAGUGGACAUCAUGAUUGUUCAAGCCAUCUGUUCCAGGAAGAAGAAGUUAGAGAAACUAGAAGAGGGGGAGGAGAAAGAGAAAGAAAAAUCACCAAUAACUAAAGCCAAGAAAAGUUUCCCUGAAUUUCAUUAAUUUCCGACAAUUGGAAUAAAGAGGAAAAAUGUCAAGGAGGAAAAAUGACAGAAGCAAGUGAAUGAGGAAGGUUUAAUCUGCAUUUAAUUUUUCUCCAUUAGCAAUAUGGAAUUUAGAAGACUUCUGAGAACAGAAAUAACCAAGCUGUUAGUUCCGGUUACUAGCACAUUCCUAAUUAGUCAAAUGUAUAUUUUCUUUACCGUUAAUCAUUUCCCAGUUAGGAAAACUUGUUUGACAGGCAUGUAUUUGGUAUAACCCCCCCCCCCAUAUACUUUUUUAAGCAAAUGAAAGUUAUAUGAAGGUAUUCAUGAGUUGUGUUUCAAUAAUAUGAAAGAAGGCUGACCUGAUACAUAAAGCCCUCUUUGUUUCACUUGACCUAUUUUGUCUUUAUUCUCUGUGUUGUUGAACUAGUUUAUCCUUGUGAAAUGCGAAAAGAGCAGUGUGACAAUUAGCAGUCGGUGUUGGGGAGGACAAAUCCCACCCCCAGCUGAAAUAUCUUGCAAAUACAGCCUGAGUAUGACCUGUGGUUGGACCCUCCAGUGGUUCAGAGUCCUGCCUGUUUCUACGAUGGAAAGCUUCUAAUUAAAGUCAGAGGUGUGAUUAGGGGAGUGGUAAAAAAAAUAUUAUCCCAGUGAAAAUUUGGUUUGCCUUGCCUCCCACUUCACUGAACAACUGACUUGUAAGUCACUUUCUGUAAUGAUGUUUGUAGAAACAGUUUUUAGAUAAUAAAAUUCAGCUGAAUCUUA
Messenger RNA from Paramormyrops kingsleyae, 1247 nucleotides. Its product is annotated as nucleolar protein 58-like. Gene Ontology annotation, molecular function: snoRNA binding. Gene Ontology annotation, cellular component: box C/D methylation guide snoRNP complex; small-subunit processome. The record is from RefSeq and is a predicted model, not a curated record. NCBI's taxonomy places the organism in Eukaryota, Metazoa, Chordata, Actinopteri, Osteoglossiformes, Mormyridae.